This is a messenger RNA of Trifolium pratense (red clover), 828 nucleotides long. RefSeq lists its product as uncharacterized. The coding region runs from base 1 to 828 and encodes 275 amino acids. The record is from RefSeq and is a predicted model, not a curated record. NCBI's taxonomy places the organism in Eukaryota, Viridiplantae, Streptophyta, Magnoliopsida, Fabales, Fabaceae. The transcript has a single exon.
AUGGCUAGUAAAUGGAUGAGGUCAUUACAAUGCAAAUCAAAAGCAUUUGAAGACGUUUAUAAUCCAUAUCCCAAAAUCUUAAUACCCAAUGCCAGUUGCAGAAAAACUGUUCAAAACAUCAAAGACAUUGUCGAUGUUCCAAAACUCAAACCUAAAAAACCAAAAACAUCCUUAGAAAACAAACAUUCUAGUUCAAAAGCAAAAUCAGAAUCAGAAUCAUCCACCGCAACAACAACCACUUCAUCAUCAUCUUCACGUGCGAUCACUGAAUUACCAGAAGGACAUCCAUCACGCAACGUGGUGGAUAUAAUUUUCCAUACUAGUUGGGGCAAUAAGGAGUUUCCGGGUCGGGUUGAAAAGGUGUUUAAGGUGCAAAACGGAGCACGAACUAUGUCAAGGUUUGAAGAGUUUCGUGAGGCGGUGAAAUCACGCGCCGCUGAUUCUGUUGUUGAUUCUGAGGGGAAGAAUUGGGAGGAGAAUGCAAGGUGUGUUGCUGAUGGAAAUGAGGUGAUGCAGUUUCAUUGUUUGGGUCCUGCUGAUGAUGGUGGUUCACACGGUGCUUGGUUGUUUCCGGAGCGUAAAGGGUCGGCGAUUUGUACGUUUUCCGGGAGCGGUGGUGCGCAUGAGUAUGGCGGAGGAAGGAAGGGUAGAGAGGCAAUGUUGGUUUGUCGGGUUGUGGCGGGUCGGGUUUCGAAACAACUUGGGUUUUUGGAUUCUUUGUUGGAUAAGCGAGUUGGGUUUGAUUCAGUGAGUGGGGAAAAUGGUGAGUUGUUGGUGUUUGACUCGCGUGCGGUAUUGCCAUGUUUUCUUAUUAUUUACAGCUUGUAA